Messenger RNA from Coccidioides immitis RS, 783 nucleotides. Its product is annotated as mitochondrial 54S ribosomal protein YmL31. The transcript has 3 exons. Gene Ontology annotation, cellular component: mitochondrial large ribosomal subunit. Bases 231 to 557 code for a protein of 108 amino acids. Lineage: Eukaryota; Fungi; Ascomycota; Eurotiomycetes; Onygenales; Onygenaceae. The record is from RefSeq and is a predicted model, not a curated record. Gene Ontology annotation, molecular function: structural constituent of ribosome.
CGCGCUUGCAAUGCAAUGAGGGAACAGUUUGUCCGGCGGGAGCGAAUCCAAAUGUUUAAUAUACUACCCGCGUUUGAUGACAGUUUUCGCUCUGAGAACAAAAGGGAAACCGUCGUGCACGGACCACCUUGAAAAUCAUCUCGCAACUCGCAUCACCGCUCCAGCACCAACCCCGUCAGCGACCGCGAUCACAAUCGUCCUAACCCGCAGUGUUCUUUUCUUUCGCAAAGAUGUUCAAGCCCACUUCUCCCGUAAUGGGAGGUCUGCUAUGGAAAAUCCCCUGGCGCCUCUCAUCCAUGCAAAAAGCACGGCAGCGCAAGCGCUUACGAGCAGUAGACAAAGUCGUUGACACCGUGAAUGCAGCUCUCCAGCGCAACGGCGGAAAGAGCGCCAAGGCGGUUGAACGAUGGUACAGCGAGAUGCCGAGAGAAGAGGAGAUGUUGCCGAAGGAUAAAUAUACGAUCUUCGAUCGGAAGGAGAAGACGUACAGAAAGGGAAUACAUAAGCUUCCAAAGUGGACUCGAGUGAGCCAGAGAGUCAACCCCCCGGGGUUUUAGCUGCAGCUCUGCUUCAUUCCCACCUUUAUACGAACCUAUGUCGGGUCUCAACAUUCUUGCAGCUUGUGGCCUCUCCUUGCCGGACGAUUCACAACGGUGAGGAUAAUGUGGCUUGUGUACAAUAAUCCUUUUGUUUCUGGGAUCUGGGCGCAUUGAAUCGGAGUUCAGGGAAUCCUUUUAAGUGCCAUGUUUUCAAUUAUUAGACAGCUAUCUACCCUGAAUAAAA